GCAAUUAAAAUGAGCGAAACAAAUGGAAAGAUCAAAUAUAUGGUAGCGGAUACCACAGCAUUCAUCAAUGCAGUUCCCCUGAAUGAAUACGCCGAGAGUGUUCUUACUGUGCCCGAUGUGGUGGCCGAGGUGCGCAAUAAACGCCAGAUACGUCGCCUCUGUGUGCUGCCGUUUGGCCUGGAGGUGCGUGAACCGCGACCCGAAAGCGUCAAGCACUGUGUGGAGUUCGCCAAGAAGACGGGCGACUAUGCCAGCCUCUCUGGCAUCGAUCUGAAGGUUAUCGCGCUCUCGUACGAACUGGAGAGCGACAAUGUGGGCACAGAGCAUCUGCGCAAAGAGCCAGUGAUGGCCCAGACCAUUGCCUCCAAGGAGGAGCCCAAGGAAAUGCAGGAGGCCAACAAUAAGCGUCUUGUGGGCUGGUACAUGCCCGAAGGCGAAGAAGGGGAAGGCGAAGAAGGGGAAGGCGAUGAGGACGACGAUGAUGAAGAUGUUGAGGAUGUGGAUGAGGAUGUAGAUAAGGACAAGUCUGUAGAUAACGUAAAAGCUGCCAUUGAGGCUCAGAUCAACGGACUGGCGCUGCCCACCGAAAAUCCCCCCGAGACAAAGGAUGAUGACAUCUCCGAGGAGGACCUGAAGAAGCUGCUGGAGCAAUUGAGCUGUGAUUCCGACGCCCCGGAGUACGAUCUCCUUGUGGCCCAGGCCCAUACAGAAGAGGAUGAAACGGAGCAAGAACCGGAACAGCAAUCCUCCAACAGCAAUCAGGACGAUGACGUCGGCGACGACGGCUGGAUCACCCACUCGAACAUCAGGAGCGCCAAGAAGGCACUCGAGGGCAAGGUGGAGUCCGAUGCGGUGCCCUUGGUGGCCUGCAUGACCACAGAUUAUGCCAUUCAGAAUGUGCUCAAGCAAAUGAAUCUGAACUUGGCCGCCCUCAAUGGGCGCAUCAUCAAGCAGCUGCGCACGUAUAUCCUCCGCUGCUACGCCUGCUUCAAGACCACCAGCAUCAUGACCAAAGUCUUCUGUCCGAACUGCGGCAACAAGACGCUCAAGCGCGUCGCCGUCAGCCUGGAUGAGAACGGGAAGCAGGUGAUCCACAUCAAUACGCGUCGCCCCCUGACGUCCAAGUACAAGAACCAGAGCCUGCCCAAAUUCCAAGGCGGCAAGCAUUCGCGGAAUCCCAUUCUAUUCGAGGACCAGCCCAUGCCGCGCCAAAUGCCAUCGCGCGUGGCCAAAACGAAGACCAAUGCCAUGGACGAGGACUACAUAGCGGGCUACUCGCCAUUCGUCCUCCGCGACGUCGACUCCAAGUCGGCCAUGCUCCGCUCCAAGGGCAAUCUGAAGGAGUGGGCGCGAAACAACAACUUUGAGGAAGAUCGUCGUCGCAAGCACUACAAUCGUCUCUACAAAUAGGGGGGGAUCAGGGUCGGGGUGUCAGGGAGGGGUCCAUAGCAUAAGCUUUCCAUUAAUCCGUGUAAUCUGUGUUU
Molecule: messenger RNA, 1484 nt
Organism: Drosophila persimilis
Lineage: Eukaryota; Metazoa; Arthropoda; Insecta; Diptera; Drosophilidae
Product: RNA-binding protein NOB1
Exons: 2
Coding region: 10-1410 (466 amino acids)
Biological process (GO): maturation of SSU-rRNA; ribosomal small subunit biogenesis
Cellular component (GO): preribosome, small subunit precursor
Molecular function (GO): RNA endonuclease activity
Source: RefSeq, a predicted model, not a curated record